UAACAUACGUCCGCUCCGUAUCUGCGCACGCGCGACUUUUGAUAUUCGAUCAUUAAUUUAUGCAGCAGCAAAUGGAUUUCGAAAAGAGCGCGGAAAAGCUAUUGCAAGGAAUGGCAUGGACUGAUCUUUGACAUGCAAUUGUGAUUAAAAUUGCAUCUGAACUAAAGUUCAUUGAACCGUGUAGAUGAAGAAGUUGUCAUGGGGGACAUAGUUCAGCAGGCACAAAUGGCAGGCCUCUUUGAUGGAUCGCUGUCAUCUUGCCAGGCAGAGCUACAGGAGUUAAUGCGCCAGAUUGAUAUAAUGGUCAACAACAAGAGACUGGAGUGGGAGGCUAGCAUCAAAGCCACAGAAGCCCAGGUCAGGCAGAGAGAUGAGGAAAUAGUCACCAUCAAAAUGGCCCUGGAUGCAAAAACAGCAGAGACCAAUCGAUUAACCCAUGAACUUGGCGGAAUGGAAAGGACUCAGAAAGAGUUGGUCACCAAGUAUGAGCAGCAGGUUGAUCAGCUCAGAAGAGAAAUGGUUGCUCUGCAGAAAAGUUAUGAGAAGCUUCAGCGUCACCAUGGAAAACAGAAUGACAGUGUGGAAAAGGUUAAAGAGGAGUCGGAAAUCAAGCUGAGGAAAGUUAGGGUUGACCUUAGGAUGGCAGAAAGCAAGAUAGAGGAUUUUGAAAGCCAGGCACAUCAAUGGGAUGUUCAGAGACUAGCAUACAAGAAGCAAGUGGGAGGAUUGGAAGAACAAAGAAAGAAACUGGCAGAAAAAUGCCAGACCUAUCAGCAAGAUGCCACAGCCUACAAACACCAGUUAGCAAAGCGUCAACAAGCUCUAGACCAGAACGAUUUGGACUUCAGGGCCCGGAUUGUCCACAUUGAAGGGCAACUACAGAGGGCUCAAGAUACUUUAGAUGGAAAGAACAGCACCAUCCAGCGGCUUGAGGAACUGUUGGAAGAUGCAGGGAAGACAAAGAAAAUGGUGGAAGAUGAGAAUCAUCAAUUAUUAGAGGAUAUUGGAAGGAAAGAACAUCAAAGACAGAUGUUAGAGUCCGAGGUCAGCUCUCUGCAGAAGCAACUAGAGUCUAAAGAGGGCACCCUUCGCUCAUUUCAGAUAGAGACAAAGGAUCAGAUGGCUACACUUGAGAGCAAGAUCCAGUCAAGAGAAGCCAAACUGAGGAGCCAUGAAGAUGAGAGUAGAAUGAGGACAAUGCAGGCCAGCGAGGAGACGUCUAGACUACGGGCUCAGCUCCAGGACUCACAGAGGAAGAUCCAGGACCUGAUAGAGUCUGAGGCCAGGCUUAAGAUGGAGAUCAAUAGACUGGAGAACAGGCUCGAUGAUGUACAGGGUGAUAAUGUGUCUCUCAACAUGGAACUCACAGAGAGGAUAGAUGAAUUAAGAAGACUGGAUAAUGUAGCAAGGCAACAACACCAAGUCAGUCUCAAACAAAAGAACCAGCUGGAGGAAGGCAUAGAACGCCAUCUUGAUGCCGAACUGAAAGGGAUGCGACAUGAAAUUGAAUCUCUGACUGGCGCCCUCACGCAACGAAAUGCAGUAAUGGAUACUCUGAGGUCACAGCUCACCGUGACUGAGCAACGAUUGCGAGAAGAAAUUGAGAGGAAAGAGAGAGCUUGUAGUGAGCUCCAGAUGGCUAAUGCAGAACUUGAAGCUUUGCGAGUUGAGAACCGUUCCCUUCAGGAAUCUUACAUACAUGUACAGAGAACUAUAGGAGGACAAAGAGAGAUGGCAGAAGGACAGUCAAGGGAAGGAACUUUGGGACAAAGGGUUCAACACCCAAAUCAAGAAGUUGAUGAAAAUGUGCUACAGAGUCAACUUGCAGCGGUACAGCAUCAGCAAAAAAUGGCCCAGUCCAAUAGUCUUCCAGGCCAAACUCUCACUGGCAUAGCAGCACAUGAUAGGAGGAGGUCCAGUCCUAGUAGAUCCAGCCCAAGAUCUAGUCCAGGAAGAAUUAGGCCAGGUCUGGAUCAAGCCAGGACUAGACAGUUCAUUGGCCCUCAGGAUAGAACAGAUCCUGGACCUCUAUCCAGUCUGACUGACAAUUAUGCAAGAAUGUACCAACAAAACCACCUAGCAAGCCCUCACAGGAAUACCCUAGAGAGAACGGAUCACCUAAAAGAAACCCCAGAUUCAGAGAUGAUGCACUCCCUUGAGACCGGCUCCUUGGAAUCAGAGGAAUCUCCUCUCCCGUCUCCACCCACCUUUGAUAGUAUCCUUGGUCAUGAUGAUAAGAUGGAGGAAGGUAGCUCAUCCUUUGAGGUGUCCAGUUUAUCAGACUUGGGUUUUAUGCCAAAAGAUAUACGAAACAAUAGACCACCAUCGAGGGAGUCGGUUGGAACACGUUUCCUUCGGGAAGACCAGAAGCACCAGGCAGAACUGGAACAGAUUCUCAGCGCACACGUUCAGGAUCUGGAACAAAAGACCACGGAUGCUUUGGCGAAACAUUCCCAGAGACUAGCACAUAGGAACAUAGACACCUGAUGUGCGAUUCUCCAAUUGAUUAAC
This is a messenger RNA of Lytechinus variegatus (green sea urchin), 2511 nucleotides long. It is a transcript of the gene cep63, whose product is annotated as centrosomal protein of 63 kDa-like. The record is from RefSeq and is a predicted model, not a curated record. NCBI's taxonomy places the organism in Eukaryota, Metazoa, Echinodermata, Echinoidea, Temnopleuroida, Toxopneustidae. Gene Ontology annotation, cellular component: centriole. The transcript has 16 exons. The coding region runs from base 199 to 2487 and encodes 762 amino acids. Gene Ontology annotation, biological process: de novo centriole assembly involved in multi-ciliated epithelial cell differentiation; centriole replication.